Messenger RNA from Talaromyces stipitatus ATCC 10500, 1941 nucleotides. Its product is annotated as actin-bundling protein Sac6, putative. Gene Ontology annotation, molecular function: actin filament binding. Bases 1 to 1941 code for a protein of 646 amino acids. Lineage: Eukaryota; Fungi; Ascomycota; Eurotiomycetes; Eurotiales; Trichocomaceae. The record is from RefSeq and is a predicted model, not a curated record. The transcript has 5 exons. Gene Ontology annotation, cellular component: cytoplasm; actin filament bundle; actin filament. Gene Ontology annotation, biological process: actin filament bundle assembly; actin filament network formation.
AUGAAUUUUCUGAAGCUACAAAGGAAAUACCCGGAGUUUCCGCAAAGCGAAUUGUUCGGUCUGCAGGAUGCUUUUCGCAAGCUAGAUAUCGACGACAAAGGUUACCUGGAUGAGUCGACGGCGAUCAAGGCAACCCAGCAGUCGGAACACCAGCCUUACGAUGUCGUGAGACAAGCUCUUAAGGAAGUAGAGCUCGACAGCUCGCGCCGCGUGGAGUUUGAAGACUAUGUUGAUCUCAUCCACAAGGUCCGAAGCGCUGGUGCUGCACCAAGCAAAGUUCCCAAUCCGGUUCAAGCAGCCAGUCCCGCUGCUGGCCCUGUCGGCGGCUCUUCUCGUCAUGUGUCCAAAGGAAGCAUCGGCGGCAAGAUCCACGUUCAAGGCUCAUCUGCGAACGUGACGCAUACAAUCAAUGAGGAUGAAAGAACCGAGUUCACGAGACAUAUCAAUGCGGUUCUCGCCGGAGAUCCAGACAUUGGCCAUCUUCUUCCUUUCCCCACUGACACCUUUGAAAUGUUUGAUAAAUGCAAGGACGGCUUGGUCUUAGCAAAGCUUAUCAAUGACAGUGUGCCCGAUACUAUUGAUGAGCGUGUCUUGAACAAAGCGGGUACCAAGAUUAAACAAUUGAACGCCUUUCACAUGACAGAGAAUAACAACAUCGUUAUCAACUCUGCGAAAGGCAUAGGUUGCUCAGUUGUCAAUAUUGGAAGCGGUGAUAUCAUUGAGGUUCGAGAGCAUCUAAUUCUAGGAUUGAUCUGGCAGAUUAUUCGUCGUGGUCUGUUGGGAAAAAUUGAUAUUAAGCUACACCCUGAACUGUACCGACUUCUUGAAGAGGAUGAGACGUUGGAGCAGUUCUUGCGUCUACCACCUGAGCAGAUCCUUCUUCGGUGGUUCAACUAUCACUUGAAGAAUGCCAAGUGGGAACGAAGAGUUACCAACUUUUCCACUGAUGUCAAAGAUGGAGAGAACUACACUGUGCUACUUAACCAGCUUGCUCCAGACGUAUGCUCGCGAUCACCUUUACAGACAAGAGACCUUUUGCAACGCGCGGAACAGGUCUUGACCAACGCAGAGAAAUUGGAUUGCCGUAAAUUCUUGACUCCAACAUCUCUUGUCGCUGGAAAUCCCAAACUCAAUCUAGCCUUUGUUGCUAACCUUUUCAACACUCAUCCUGGUUUGGAUCCCAUUACAGAAGAAGAAAAGCUCGAAGUCGAGGACUUCGACGCGGAAGGCGAACGAGAGGCUCGUGUAUUCACCUUGUGGUUGAACUCCUUGGAUGUGCAGCCUGCUGUCAACUCACUCUUCGACGACCUUCGGGAUGGCACGAUUCUCCUUCAGGCCUACGACAAGGUUAUUCCUGGUAGUGUCAAUUGGAGACAUGUCAACAAGCCUCCAGCUUCUGGUGGCGAAAUCCUUCGUUUCAAGGCGGUGGAAAAUACAAACUAUGCAAUUGAACUCGGAAAGCAGAACCGCUUCUCCCUGGUCGGUAUCCAGGGUGCUGAUAUCACUGACGGACAGCGAACCUUAACACUGGGCUUGGUGUGGCAGCUGAUGCGCAAGGAUAUCACAAACACUUUAUCCUCCCUAGCACAACGGUUGGGCAAGCGCGAAAUCACGGACGCCGAGAUGAUCCGGUGGGCUAAUGACAUGUCGCAAAAGGGAGGUGGCAAAUCGACAAUCCGGAGCUUCAAGGAUGCGUCUAUUGGGACUGGUAUAUUCCUUUUGGACGUAUUGAGCGGCAUGAAGAGCAGCUAUGUCGAUUAUGACCUGGUUACCCCUGGACGCACUCCUGAGGAUGCAUAUGCCAAUGCUAAACUCAGUAUCAGUAUUGCCAGAAAGAUGGGUGCAACCAUAUGGCUGGUGCCUGAGGAUAUUUGCCAAGUCAGAUCUCGGUUGGUGACAACCUUCAUUGGUUCACUGAUGGCCACUUUCGAGAAGAUGUGA